CUGUUGUUGGACCCAAUCGCUAUCGUAAUGGUUUUGGUUCUAUACGGUUCGCCUCUUCAAUGUUGCGAUUCCGAGUGAGGGUUUUACCAUUUCAACACAACACUCCAACAACAAUACCCUUUUCGUCCCAAGUAUCAUCUCUUUCUCAAUUUCUUUUCAUUUCCAUAUUUCUUCUUCUUCUUUAUUUUAGUUCUUACUAAUCUUUUCUCAACUCACUGCACUCUCCCAACUUAUUGGGUUGCUAACCUAAUCGCUAUCAAUUUCUGGGUGAAUAUAGCCAUAUAGGUAUGGGCCUGAGAACUACUGUGGGCCCAAAUAUUCUCUGCUGUUUUCUGCUUACACAUUAUCUCUCCUUUUCCCCCCUAUAUUAUCUCGUGCAGCACUGCAAUUGAAUUUUGCUACGCGCAGGUUGAGAUUGUAGAACAUGAUGCACUCUGUGAAGAGUGGAUGGGGCAAAACCUUUGCCCUUGCUAAGCACAACGAAUCUCAAGGGAAAAAGACUCGGAUUCGCCGCUCCAAGGAGGAAAGAAAGGCUAUGGUUGAGUCCUUCAUUAAGAAGUACCAAGAGUCGAACAAUGGAAACUUUCCAUCACUUAAUAUUACACAUAAAGAAGUUGGUGGCUCUUUCUACACAGUACGGGAGAUUGUACGUGAUAUAAUUCAAGAAAAUAGAGUGUUGGGUCCUGCUAAGUUCACUUUAGAAGAGCUAAACGCUGACCACUUUUUUGAACAAAAUCCACUGGGUUCAAUUGCAAGAGAUCCUCAACCUUUAUCGGCUGCGUCAUCAAUUGAAAAUUGUUCUGAGAAUGACAAACUUUCUGAUACAAAUAGCAAAGUGAUUUCUGUUUCUGAUGGGUCUUAUACUGAAGCUGCGCACCAGGUGGUUGACAAUGGGCAUAUCAUAAGUGUUGGCCACGUAGAUGUGACAAACAAGAAACCCAUAGAAGUGGCUGUUGUUGCUGAUGAGCAUCCAAUGGUUGACAAAGGGCAUACCAUGAAUGUUAGCCAGGUAGAUGUGAUGAACAAUGAAUCUGUGAAAACUGCUGCUGUUUCUGAUGGGUGUUUCACUGAAACUGAGCACAAAAUUGUUGACAAAGGGCAUGUCUUAAAUGGUAGCCAGGUGAAUAUGAUAAACAAGGAAUCUGAUGAAGCUGCUAUCCCUGAGGUGCAGGUAGGUGAUCCUACGACACUCAAACAAAAUGUUGAACAAGAGUUGAAAGCUGCCACAACACCAAUGGCUAAAGUAACCGCUGUGGCAGAUGAUUUGAUAGUAGAGACAUUUCCAUUAAGGUCUGUUUCCAGGACUACUGAUGGAAUAAAAAAUCUGGGAGGGUUGAGGGACUCAAGUAAUUCACCCGAGAAUGACAUAAAAACGGUUGAAUUGAAACAAGGCGUGGGUAAAUCUGAGUUAAAUGGUAUAGAGCCAUCAAAGAAUUUGAACUUAUUGGACGAGAAAUUUGAGGAUUCCCAUGGAAAUCAAAUAUUAAAGAACAUCCCUGACACUGGGCUUGAUAAGGAUGAGAAUGUAGGAGAUAUGUUUGAAGAAAGCUCCAAUCAUUCUACCAUUGAACAUUUUGAUCAUCAUGGAUUUGAAGAUCACAUUAAUCCUCAAGCUAGAGUAUCUCAUCAAAAUACCAUAACCUACGGAACCGUUAAGCAAGGCCACAUGAUGGAUGGAGCUAAGACAAGCACUCAAAUCAAUAACAUCAGCAAGACUUAUAAACCUUCAGAGGAAGAUGGUGGCCUGCUAAAAACUGAUAUCCAUAGAGUUGAUGGUCAACAUGGUGGCAACUCUCAGAGAAGCAGCAACACAACUGUGGAUAGGAUCAAUCUAGAAUCUUGGGAUGGAGCAACUAAGAAUUCCGCAAGACGAGAAUCCAACCCAUUUUUAGCUGUUUUGAAAGUUUUAGCUGAUGCUUUUGUGAAAUUUUGGUCCGGAUGAAGAUUUUAAUGUUGUUUCUUUCUUUGUUGUGGUAUGUAUGGUGAUGGUGGAGUUGAUGUUUUGUACCAUCCUUUUAUGUAGGCUUGAUCAAUUAACAAGCUCGUCAUUUUUGUUCUCCUUUUUUUUUCUUUUUAAAUUACAACGAUCUUGUUGUUUUCAAUUUCAUAGAUGAGCCGAUUGUGGUAUAAUCAUGUAAGUUCAGUUGUGUUUAGUAUAAUUAGUAGACGAGAUGCAGCUCUAGUAUUUCAA
This is a messenger RNA of Cajanus cajan (pigeon pea), 2191 nucleotides long. NCBI's taxonomy places the organism in Eukaryota, Viridiplantae, Streptophyta, Magnoliopsida, Fabales, Fabaceae. The record is from RefSeq and is a predicted model, not a curated record.